AGCAUCCCAGACUCUGGUCACAAGUACUACCUGCAGUUCACUACUGAAGACUACAAAAGUGGGGAAAAUGCUGGGAACUGCCUUGCUACAGUGUUGUAUCCGAAGACAAAGUCUCCACCUGUUGUCAGUAUCAAGUGCAUGCAGAGCAAAGACCAGAAGCAAAUCCAGGAAGAGGACAACAGGCUUUACCAAAAAAUCAGGCACCAAACAAAACCAAUAACUGGAAACAAUAUUCCAGACAGCCAUGGCAAUAUUGAACCUGCCCUGGAGCCAGUGUGGGCUUUAGCUGUUGCUGGCAGCAGCUACAUAAUGUGGGAAAAGUCAACAGAAGACAUGGGCUACUUCAUGGCACAAGUGAAGUCUGUGAAGCAAUGGAUAAGGAAAGAUGAUUUUACCGAGUUUGACUACACCAUCCUGCUCCAUGAAAUUCCAACACAGGAAAUUAUUUCAUGUCACAUGCGCCUCACUUGGCUUCCUGGUCAUCCUCUGAAAGUAAAAUACUUCUGUGCUUCCGAAAACCAGGGGCUGGAAGACGGAUCUGGAAUGGAAUCUGGAUCAGCUGCUGGGGUUCUACAUGAAAAGGGACCCAAUUUUUAA
This is a messenger RNA of Nestor notabilis (Kea), 597 nucleotides long. RefSeq names its product retinoic acid receptor responder (tazarotene induced) 1 (gene RARRES1). The record is from RefSeq and is a predicted model, not a curated record. The transcript has 5 exons. The annotation marks the transcript as partial. Lineage: Eukaryota; Metazoa; Chordata; Aves; Psittaciformes; Psittacidae. Gene Ontology annotation, molecular function: metalloendopeptidase inhibitor activity.